Messenger RNA from Cylas formicarius (sweet potato weevil), 1349 nucleotides. Its product is annotated as retinoid-inducible serine carboxypeptidase-like. Gene Ontology annotation, molecular function: serine-type carboxypeptidase activity. NCBI's taxonomy places the organism in Eukaryota, Metazoa, Arthropoda, Insecta, Coleoptera, Brentidae. Bases 36 to 1328 code for a protein of 430 amino acids. The transcript is spliced from 8 exons. The record is from RefSeq and is a predicted model, not a curated record. Gene Ontology annotation, biological process: proteolysis.
CACAUGUGUGAGCUAAUACUAAUUGUGUGGUAAAUAUGAAAGGGGUCUUAUUUCUUAUACUUACUAUAUUUGCCAGCGUUCUUGGGCGAGAAGGAUAUGGUCCUUACGAUCAAGAAUGGGGAUAUGUAAACGUAAGAGAACAAGCCUAUAUAUUUUGGUGGCUUUACUUCACUAAUGCUACACAAAAUCCUUAUGAGAGACCCUUGGCGAUCUGGCUUCAAGGUGGUCCCGGAGCUUCAUCCGUCGGGUAUGGCAAUUUCGAGGAAAUUGGACCUUUGGAUGAAAAUCUGAAUCUCAGAAAUUACACCUGGGUAAAGGACUUAAAUCUCCUUUUCGUUGAUAAUCCGGUUGGUACGGGUUUCAGCUACGUUGACGAUUUACGGGCCAUACCUACCACCAACAAACAAAUAGCGCUUGACUUCGUGGAGUUCCUAAAGGGAUUUUAUACGGCUCUUCCCCAAUUUGAGCCGGUACCCUUGUACAUAUUUUGCGAAUCAUAUGGUGGGAAGAUGACUGCGGAAAUAGCGUUAGAACUUGACCAGGCAAUUAAACGAGGUGAAAUUAAAUCAAAUCUCACCGGAAUAGUCCUCGGUGAUUCCUGGAUCGAUCCUUACCAUAGUGUCGAAAGCUGGUCGGAAUAUUUAUUUAACGUGGGUGCCAUCGAUUCCAAUGGAGUCGAAGCCCUACAGCAAACGACAAGAGAAUUAAAAACGGCAAUUGAUGAAGAACGCUGGGAGGAUGCAACAGAUAUUUGGAGAACGGCUGAAAGCGAUGUAUAUAUUUACGCAGGAGGAAUAGACUUUUACAACAUUCUCACGGAAAUCGAUGAUUACUAUGUACAAGAACUGAAGAGGCAAAACCCUCUUAGGAGAAUCGCCAAACGAGAGCUAAGAGAAGUUGACUCUCUUGAUGGUAUAAUGAAAAAUGUUAAAAAUGCACUAAAUCUUACCUCGAACUGGGGUGACUUCGAAAUAUAUGUGUUUGAUUUCUUAACCGGAGAUUUCAUGAAACCUGUAACUGACGUGGUUGAAAGACUUCUAAAUGAAACUACCAUCUCAGUUAACGUCCUUAGUGGCCAAUUAGAUUUGAUCGUCGCUACUCCAGGUACCGUGAAAUGGGUUGAGGAUCUAAAGUGGAAAAAUGCAAGUCAAUAUUUGAAAGCACCAAGGCGGGGAUUUUCAGUAAACGGCAUUUACGAAGGAUAUGAAAAAUCCUACGGAACAUUUACUUUCUACUGGGUAUUACGAGCAGGGCACAUGGUACCUGCGGAUAAUCCCAAAGGAAUGCAAUACAUAUUGGAAAAAGUAACUAAUAAUUACUCUGUAUAAAUAUUACUUUAAUAAACAUUC